Colletotrichum graminicola M1.001 is the source of this 1236-nucleotide messenger RNA. RefSeq lists its product as uncharacterized. Bases 1 to 1236 code for a protein of 411 amino acids. NCBI's taxonomy places the organism in Eukaryota, Fungi, Ascomycota, Sordariomycetes, Glomerellales, Glomerellaceae. The record is from RefSeq and is a predicted model, not a curated record. The transcript has a single exon.
AUGGCCAUAACACCAUCUACGUCGAAACGCCGUGUGAGGCAUUCGCUUCCCGCGGUUAUGAUGCGAGCCGGCACGUCCAAGGGCCUCUUCAUCCACCAGUCCCACCUGCCUCCGUCCCAAGAUGAGUGGGCGACGCCUCUCCUCGCCGCAAUGGGCUCGAGAAACAAUGACGCCCGCCAGAUCGAUGGCGUGGGAGGCGGCAGCAGUGUUACCUCAAAAGUUGCCGUUGUCGCCCCGUCUGAGAGGCCAGGCGUCGACGUCGAGUACACCUUUGUCCAGGUGGCCGUCGGGAGCGAGAACGUCGACUUGACCGGUAACUGCGGUAACAUGUGCUCAGGGGUCGGCCCCUUUGCCGUGCAAGAGCGGCUGGUGACGCCGGCGCCCGGCGCUCAGUCGGUGGACGUGAGAAUCUUCAACACAAACACUUCCAAGCUCAUUGUCGAGACCGUCCACGUCGAUGAGGACGGAAACGUGGAGGAAGACGGCGACUGUACAAUUCCCGGCGUCAAGGGCUCCGGCAGUGAGAUCAAGGUUGCGUUCGUCGACCCCGUCGGGAGCAUGACGGGCAAACUGUUCCCGAGCGGACAACGGUCCGAGAAGAUCGUUGUGGAAGGGGUGCUUGCUUCCGGGGACUUUGUGGUGGACGUUACACUGAUCGACUCGGCAAACCCCUUUGUCUUUGUUGACGCCGAGAGUCUACCCGCCUCGGUUAGGGAGCAGCCUGCCGAUUCCCCGCUGGCUCUCGAGGUCGCCGAGGCUAUUCGUAGACAGGGCGCCGUUCGAAUGGGACUCGCUAGCUCCGUCGAGGCGGCGGGCUUGGUUAGGGGAACGCCGAAGCUUGCAUACCUUUCGCGGCCAUCCAACGGCGAGACAGGCAAGGAGGCGGCGGACAUCCAAGUACUAGCAUACAGCAUGGGCAAGCCUCACCCCAGUUUCCAACUCACGGGCGGCGUCACUCUGGCAAGCGCGGUGACUUCGGAGGGAACGGUAGCGCAUCGCAUCGCGGGCGGCAGCGAGUCGGCUUUAUCGGCGGAGGGCCUACCGACGCCGAGAAGAACGCCGCCGCCUGCCGACGAACACAACCAAGGCCGGACUGUUCGAAUCAAGCAUGGCAGCGGUGUUAUGGAUGUGGAAGUCAAGACACGUGAGAGUGAAGAUGGAGUAGCAGUAGACCGGUGCAUCGUCACCAGGACAGCCCGACGGCUUUUCGAGGGCAAUGUUUUGUACUACUCUUGA